Messenger RNA from Gongylonema pulchrum, 1815 nucleotides. The record is from the annotation of a GenBank genome assembly. Lineage: Eukaryota; Metazoa; Nematoda; Chromadorea; Rhabditida; Gongylonematidae.
AUGUUUGCGUCACUGCGAAGAGCGCAAUGCAGACGCUGGGACGAUUUUGAGCUGAAGAAACGGCUGCGCCAGUUCCUGGCAGUACCGAGACGGGUCACUUUAUCUGCCCUUGCGCUUUUCGUUUUCCUCUAUUUCUUCAUAUCCUCGUUCACUUCCUCGCCACCUCCCUCAGCCACCCAGAAAUGCCUGGACGAACGUUUAAGCGCAUGGAGAAGCUUUGAGAGUGACAGUGUCGUUGCAGUUUCCAUGCAGAAGCUUGGAUUCACUGGUAAUGGAUUUAUUGGGUUGGGUGGCGAUGGCGAGUUACGAAUGAAAGUCUCUUCUUCUCGGGUAUUGUCUAUGCGCGGUGCAUUUUAUCCGUUCAUCGAUGCAACUGUCGAGGAUUCAUCCGGCUCGUUUGCCGAAACUCAUAUUACUGAUUAUCGCGUUGGUACGAUUGUCACAAUACGCUGUUUUUCGAUAGUGCGUUGGUUGUGCUCGGAUUUCUGCUUUCUAUUAAUAUUAGCUUAUCAGUUUUGUGUUAUGCGAGACCAAAAGAGCAGUGUUUGUGUACUACACGAAGAUUAUAUGCUCAUCGAAGGAGACCUCAUGUUUUGGUGCAAGAGCUUCGGGCCAACAACCCAUUGCGUCACCAGUCCCUCGUUGUAUUCACGUUUGUUCGAAUCAGAUGGUGUACGUACGCUAGCAGCAGCCACUUGUACCAAAGUCCCACAGAGUAUAACGAUCAAACGCAACAGUGACAUUAUUCUGCAUUUUUUGUGCGUGAUAAAUUACGUCUCGCCGCUACCUGACGUGAAGAAUGUUGAUAAUGAGCUAAAAAUACUGAAUGAUGCGGUUACAAAGGAGCUCACCGAGUGCAGUUCAGUGGAUGCGAUGGUGUUGGAUCGUGAACAGUCGACUGCCUGGCAGCGAUUGAAUUUGGUCACAUUUGGUAUUUCGAAAUCUUUGGCACCAAAUGCUCUGAACGCUGAUGAAAUAAACGCGACACGUUACAUGCUGCUGUCAAAUAUGCGCGAUCAGUUGCUGGAAAUCGGAAGUACCGAUGAACAGAGGAAAGCGGUGAUGACGCUUCUGAACAAAACGGAUAUGUGCUAUACCGGUCAUUCAACACUGCUUGUGCCUUCGCGUCUCUGGAGGAAAUGGAACAAUAUGAAUGAAGUAAUCGAAACAAUGGACAUUUGGCUUCUGACAUUGGAGAAACGCGGCUGCUCGAAUCUGCUGAAAGCCGGUGCUAGUGGUUUUGCGGAAGCAUUUGUUCUCAGCCUUCUUGCUUCCAAAUUUUCUCGUGAACAUUUGGAAGUUGAUAUCGAUCCAGCCGAUUUACAACGAGAAAUUUUUGUGCAAAAUCUUGCAUAUUCUCCGAUGGCAAGGAUCACACUGAGUACUCAUUUGAAUGUUGAUAAUCGACCUUACUUAAUGGUCUCAUCUGAUUCACAGAUAUUCGCAUGUGAUGCCGCUUGCUUGGAUCAUCCUCUGAAUGUUGGGCGCUCGAAAAUACGUAUUCCAAUCAAAGUUACCAAGCCGAGCACUCCAAUCUUGUAUGUUUCGCACAACAGGAAACAUCUUGAGCAAUUGCGAGGAACGAUUCACGUUGUUGAGGUGAUGGAUGCUCCAGCUCAUGAGCAUGGACUGAUCGCGCUACAUCGGCACGGUCAUCGUUUAGGCGGCCUUCCGGUGAUGUUCUGGUUGAUGCUUGGUGCUUUGGUUGUUGUUUUUCAUUUAUUCCUUUUCAAAUUGGUCUAUUCAGAAUGGAAGAAAGGAGACACAACGCCAUACAAUUAUUACCUGCGGCAGCGUUACCUCCGCGCACAUUGA